Molecule: messenger RNA, 576 nt
Organism: Onychomys torridus (southern grasshopper mouse)
Lineage: Eukaryota; Metazoa; Chordata; Mammalia; Rodentia; Cricetidae
Product: rhox homeobox family member 2B-like
Exons: 4
Coding region: 1-576 (191 amino acids)
Molecular function (GO): DNA binding
Source: RefSeq, a predicted model, not a curated record
AUGAAGCGUCAAAACGUCGACUACCUGCUUCAUGUGGGACCUGACGAGGACGAGGAAAACUGGAGUGGUGCGAAGGCACCCAUGGUCUUGCCGGACGGAGAGGGGAGAAAUGAGGAAGCGAGUGGACAAGGCCAGCCUGGACGGGAAGCCGCAGCGGCGGCAGAAGGGGAAGGAGCCGGAGAAUUAAGUGGAGAAGGCCCCUCUGCUGCUGAUGCUGCAGGCCUCGCGGAUGACGGGAACCAAGAGGGCGCCAGUGGCGGUGCCCGGGAGAAUGAGCAGCUACCUCAGGAGCUGGUUCACGAGGGCAUGGGAGACAACGAGGGUGUGCCGCCCGUGCCAAUGCAGUGGUCCUGUGUUCAUCCCGUGAGAAUGCUGGUUCCUGGAUACCGCCCCCGUCACCACCACAGAUUCACCCUGGUGCAGCUCCAAGAGCUAGAGAGCAUUUUCCAGCGCACUCAAUACAUCAGCGCCGCAGAAGCAGCACGUCUGGCAACAAGCAUGGGUGUGACUGAAGCCAGACUGCAGAGAUGGUUUUUUAAGAGGAGAGAACAAUACAGGAGAUAUAAGAGGCUAUAA